Anopheles merus is the source of this 3864-nucleotide messenger RNA. RefSeq lists its product as uncharacterized. Bases 1 to 3864 code for a protein of 1287 amino acids. The record is from RefSeq and is a predicted model, not a curated record. NCBI's taxonomy places the organism in Eukaryota, Metazoa, Arthropoda, Insecta, Diptera, Culicidae. Gene Ontology annotation, molecular function: nucleic acid binding. Gene Ontology annotation, biological process: DNA integration. The transcript has 2 exons.
AUGCCAGCUCAACCGCUUAUUUUGUCGUCGAGACGAACGAUUUUGAUUGCCAUUUUGGCCCGUUACGAAGAGUUUCUUCAAAACUACCAGCCCGAUAGGGAUUCUAUCGAGGUGGAAACUCGUAUGGCCAAAUUUGACCAAAUAUGCAAGGAUUUGGAGAGUCUUCAACAGCAGCUGGAGGACAGUGCAACCACUGCUGAAGAGAUGACACACAAUGCCGCCCUUAGGGAGGAUUUUGAACGGCGCUUGAUUCGCGUUCAAUCGGCAUUGAAAGCGAAAUAUAGAGAAAUUCCGCGCAGCGAAGUGUCGCAGCAAGGAGCUGACAAGGUGAUCGCUGAUCUGCCGGCGCAUGAUGUUUCCACUCGUGGCUGGAACAUUCCUUCGGAAUUUGUUUUGGCUGACCCGCAGUUCGAUAAAUCAGCCCCGAUUGAUAUCAUCCUUGGUGCUCGUCAUUACGCUUCCUUCUUUACGAACGUAAAAUCGCACGAGCUUGCUCCGAACCUUCCAACUAUGCUGAACAGCGUGUUUGGGUGGGUCAUGAUUGGUCCCACCUCUCCUCAGAAUCCUGCAUCUACGACCGAUUGCACCGCCGCGUCCACAAUCGUCUGCAUGGCAUCCCUGGAGGAGUCUCUCGAACGCUUUUGGAAGCUGGAAGAGUUAAGCGUCAAUGAUUCGUACUCACCUGAUGAGCGGCGAUGCGAAACAUUGUAUAAAGAAACCACUCAGCGCGACGAAUCGGGUCGCUAUAUUGUACGAUUGCCCAAACAGACCGACUUCACGGAAAAGCUUGGCCUGUCUAAAACUACUGCUUUGAGACGCUUCGAGCUGCUGGAGAGGAGGCUAGAACGCAACCCACAGCUCAAGGAAGACUAUCAUGCCUUCAUGAAGGAGUAUUUGGAGCUGGGGCACAUGUCGCUCAUGAACAAAGAUAGUGGGGAUGAACAGGCGUACUACCUACCGCACCAUCCCGUAUUUAAAGCCUCCAGUACCACCACGAAAGUAAGGGUCGUGUUCGACGGAUCUGCAAAAACAAGCACCGGUUAUUCCUUGAAUGACAUUCUAUGUGUUGGUCCAAUCGUGCAGGACGAGCUGCUUGAUAUUGUGUUGCGAUUCCGCACCUACCAAAUAGCACUUGUGGGAGAUAUAGCUAAAAUGUACCGACAAAUAUUGCUGCAUUCUGAUGAUCGUCGAUUGGUGCGCAUAUUCUUUCGAUUUUCGCCGCAAGCUCCGAUCCAAGUAUAUGAGCUCAACACCGUUACAUACGGACUAGCACCUUCCUCGUUUCUGGCUACACGCACACUUAUCCAACUAGCAGAUGAUGAAGGGACUGAGUAUGCGCUUGCACCUGCAGCCCUGAAACGAAACUUUUACGUCGACGACUUCAUUGGUGGUGCCAAUAACGUUCGCGAAGCUGUUCAGCUGCGUAAGGAGUUAUCAGCGCUACUUGCCAAAGGUGGAUUUGAGUUGCGCAAGUGGACAUCAAACAAUCUGAGCGUGCUCUCCGGCUUAAGCACCGAGUAUAUCGGCACACACUCAUCGCUGCAUUUUAUACCCAACGAGACGGUCAAAGCACUCGGCAUCUCGUGGAAGCCUGAAUCGGAUGAGCUGUGUUUUGAAUCCAACACUGAGGCUGAUGAAGCCACGUCGACUAAGCGAUCUAUUUUGUCGAGCAUUGCCAAAAUGUACGAUCCGCUCGGAUUGAUAGCACCGGUGAUCGUGCGUGGUAAGAUGCUGAUGCAGGAGCUAUGGCUACUGAAAUCCGGCUGGGAUGAACCUGUUCCUAAUCACAUCUGUAAAAAAUGGAAGGCGAUUCAGAGCGACUGGAAAACGUUAUCCGAGUACAGGACUAACCGUUACGCUCUGUUACCAGAUGCAACAGUAGAAUUUCACACAUUUACUGAUGCUUCUGAGGCCGCCUACGGAGCAUGUGUCUACGCUCGUUGUGAAAACGCGGCGGGAGAAGUCCGCAUCAGCCUAUUAGCUUCGAAGUCUCGAGUGGCACCACUGAAGCGCGUCACGUUGCCGAGGCUUGAACUAAGCGCAGCUGUCCUGGGCGCCCAUCUGCAUCAUCGCGUCAAGGAGGCAAUGCAGAUCGUGUGCGCCGAAUCGUUUUUCUGGUCCGACUCAACAGUUACGCUAAAAUGGAUUGCGUCACCUCCCAACUCCUGGAAGACGUUCGUGGCAAAUCGCGUAGCUGAGGUGCAACACUACUCUCAUCCAAGGCAAUGGAGGCACGUUCCUGGCACAUCCAAUCCUGCUGACUUGGUUUCCCGAGGCAUGUCGGCAGCACACUUCACGCAGAAUCAGCUUUGGAAUAACGGUCCAGAUUGGCUUGUGCAACCUUCGUCCCAUUGGCCCAGCUCAGAUCCAGAACCAAGCGAUGAGGCGGACCUAGAAACACGCCAGGUGAGUGCCGCUUUAGUUUGUACACAAACUCAUCCAUGGUUUGGCAUUUCUUCAUCCUUCACUAGAAUGGUACGCAUCAUUGCAUACUGCAUACGGUUUGUGCGCAACACCAAGCAGAAGGCGCGAUCACAGCGACCGAUACCGCACACCAAUGCAUCCAAAACGAUCACGCCCAAGUACGUGGAUGCUGCAAAAACUGUGCUUUGCAGACUAGCCCAGCAAGAUGCAUUUUCCGCGGAAAUCAAGCAGCUUAAAAAGGGAGAAGCAUUGAUGAAACAAUCACCUUUACGAAAACUUACCUCAUUCCUGGAUACAGAAGAGGUAAUACGGGUAGGAGGACGAUUGAACUUGUCGCAACUACCGUAUCAGUCCAAGCAUCCAGCUGUUCUACCGAAGAACCACAAAUUCACUCGUCUACUUGCGGAAGAUUAUCAUGAAGAGAUGAAACAUGCUAGUGGAAGGCUAUUGCUAUCCCGCAUUAGAGAGCUGUAUUGGCCACUGGGCGGACGUCGCUUGGUAAAAAGCAUCGCAAGGAACUGCUUCCGCUGUAUUCGGCAAGAUCCCAUACUCGCCCGGCAGCCGGUUGGCCAGCUUCCACCAUCCCGCAUCACACCGAGCCGACCUUUUUCUGUAACCGGAGUGGACUACGCCGGUCCAUUCUACUUGAAGCCAGCGCACCGGAAGGCAGCAGCUACUAAGAGCUAUCUGUGCGUUUUCGUGUGUUUCGCUACGAAAGCUGUGCACUUGGAACUCGUAGGAGACCUCACAACGGCGGGAUUCUUAGCAGCGCUACGCCGAUUCACAUCACGACGCGGAUUGCCAGCCCACAUCCAUUCUGAUAAUGGGAAAAACUUCGAAGGCGCAGAACGUGAACUGAAGGAGCUUUUUGAGCUGUUCAACGACGAACAACACCGCAACACCGUGGCUACCAGAUGCGCUGACCGGGGAAUCACUUGGCAUUUCAACCCACCAAAGGCUCCACACUUCGGCGGAUUAUGGGUAGCAGCAGUAAAAACGGCGAAGCGACACCUCUAUCGUCACCUGGGCAAUACGCGGCUGUCGUACGAAGGCUACUGCACUGUGCUCCACCAAAUCGAAGCAGCGAUGAAUUCCCGUCCGCUGUUGCCUUUGUCCGACGAUCCCAACGAGCUAGCUGCACUCACACCGGCACACUUCCUUAUUGGCACAUCGAUGUUCGCCGUGCCUGAACCGGACUACACCCAGCUGAAAUCCUGCACGCUGGAUGAUCUUCAGAAGUGGCAGCUUUUGGUUCAGCGUUUUUGGAAGCAUUGGGCCACUGAGUAUCUACAAGAAAUGCAAAAAAGUUAUGCAAGUGGUGGCAGCAACAACAGCAACAUACUUCCCGGCAGGUUAGUGAUCCUCAUGGACGAAUCGUUACCACCACUCGUUGGCCUCUCGCGCGUAUCGUUGAAAUCCAUCCCGGUGAAGACAAGAUAG